AUGGCCGCCCCUGUUCCCCCGCCUGCGAAGAAGAGGAAGAAGGAGGGCCCGGCUCGUCUGGAAGAACCGCCGCUCCUUCCGGACGCAGGCUGGCCCGCCCUCCCGCCCGACCUCGUCCGCCGCGUCGCCGACUGCCUCCUGGCCACCAACGACCUCGACUGCUACAUGGACUACCGCGCCGUCUGCUCCGGCUGGCGCGCCGCUACCGAUGACCCCAGGACCAGGAGCGCCGCCUCAGAUCCCCGCUUCCGCCUGCGCCGCUGGAUCGUCCUCGACGACAUCUUCCACAGCCAAGGAGAAGCGAUGCUCCUGCUAAAUGCCGACACCGGCCGCUUCCUCCGCAAGAAGCUCCCGCCGCUCAGCGAUCACUCCAUCGUCGCCACCACUCGCAGCGGCUACUUCGUCCUGGCCAAGAAAAGCCCUCCUCACGCGGCCCGCGUCCUCAACCCUCUCACGGGCGUCGUCAUCCGUUUCGUAGCGCCCGUGGCCCCCGACGUGGGAUCCGCUGAUGUCGUCUUCAUUGGCAGCUCUUGGGUCAAGCUCACCUUGUUCUGCGACGCAUCUCGCAAGGUUUACUGGGCUGGCCACAACAGUAUUAGGUUCUUCGUCCAUGAGCCGAAACAAGAAACUUACCGUUUCUUGCGGAAGACGACCUUAGGUGGUGUCUCCGCAGAUGAUACAAAAGACCCCAUGAAGUCCACUGCUAGUUUAUACAGUUUCUUGGUGGCAGUCGACAUCAUGUUUUUUCCAGUGGGUUUGGCUAGACAUAUGUUCGUCACUAAUGUAGAGGGAUCAAUCUAUGUUUUCAAAAACGAGAUAGGUAAGCUUGUGGCUUUGGACAGCAUCAACAACUAUGCCAUCUUCAUUGGUCACCAGAGGUCCCUGGCCAUUGAUGCCGACAAGUUCCCAGGCAUCGAGGCAAACUGUGUCUACUAUACCGACAUUCUGGGUUCAUCGGCUCAUAUCUGCAAGUGCAACAUCAAGGACAGAAAAGUAGAGAGGAUCUCUGAAGCUGCAGAGUUCGUGAAGCGGGGCAAACAGUUUGUCCUCGUCGCUGACCGUCCUUCGACGAUCAUCCACCUUCUCUCCAGCUACACCAUCAACAUCCCGGAGUCUCAACUGGCCUUGCAACAGAUUCAGUAAGAUGCUGGCAGGUCUUCGUUCAACUCGGGGGAUCUCGAUGACCAACCGACAACACUAUGCUUUUGCUAAGUAAUUGCUCCUAAUUAGUCUCUAGUCUUUUGCUUUGUUAUUUUCGAUAUGCCUUCGGGUAAGAAACAGGUUGAUCCUAGGUUAGAUCAACUUUAGUGGAACUACUGUUUGCUGUCUUACUCAGUACUCCUACUUGGUAUCAACCUAAUGCUUCUAUUGUGAUUGAUCACUUGUUUUUCUCUUGUAUUGCUUCUUAAAAGUGCAAUCUGGUGCUUAA
Messenger RNA from Triticum aestivum (bread wheat), 1429 nucleotides. RefSeq lists its product as uncharacterized. The record is from RefSeq and is a predicted model, not a curated record. The transcript has a single exon. NCBI's taxonomy places the organism in Eukaryota, Viridiplantae, Streptophyta, Magnoliopsida, Poales, Poaceae. Bases 1 to 1143 code for a protein of 380 amino acids.